Messenger RNA from Cuscuta campestris, 1326 nucleotides. Lineage: Eukaryota; Viridiplantae; Streptophyta; Magnoliopsida; Solanales; Convolvulaceae. The record is from the annotation of a GenBank genome assembly.
CCACCAAACCACCCUGGGAAGUCCCCCAAACCGAAAUUGAAUUUGAAUAAGGCGCAAUCACCAUUCACCAACCCUCAUUUGCUUCCACGAUUGGUAUCUUAUUACCAAUCCUCUCGGGAACCCAUCGUCGUCUUCAUCCGACUCCUGCCUGCAUCUCUUCUCUGCAAUAAUGGAGGCAAAGCUACUUCGGACCAGUCCUCUUAGAGUUCAAAGCCUCUAUAUCUCCCGGCCCUCAAGGAUCUGUGCCGUCGUCUCUCAGCACAAAUUGCGUAAAGGAUGCAGCUUUCGGUCCCUCAAUUCGAAGGAUGGCAUUCGCCCUAUCAAAGCCGUUGCUACUUCCCCUGGAAUGGGAAAGAAAAGUAGAGUAGACGAGACAGAGAGUUAUACUCUGGAUGGUAUUAGAAGUUCUUUAAUUCGGCAAGAGGAUAGCAUUAUAUUUAGCCUUGUGGAGAGAGCUCAGUAUUGCUACAACCCCGAGACAUAUGACCCCGAUGCUUUUACAAUGGAAGCCUUCCAUGGCUCGUUGGUGGAUUACAUUUUGAAAGAAACUGAGAAGCUUCAUGCUAAGGUUGGAAGGUACGAGAGCCCUGACGAGCAUCCUUUUUUCCCAGAUGAACUGCCUCAACCCAUGUUACCACCCCUUCAAUACCCACAGGUUUUGCAUCCAUCUGCGAAAUCAAUCAAUAUCAAUGACAAAAUAUGGGAUAUGUACUUCAAAGAUAUUCUUCCAAGAUUAGUGAAAAAAGGGGAUGAUGGUAAUUGUGGAUCGACUGCAGUUUGUGACACUCUUUGCCUGCAGGCGCUCUCGAAGAGAAUUCAUUAUGGAAAAUUUGUGGCUGAAGCAAAAUACCAGGCGUCGCCUGAAGUUUAUAGCGCAGCGAUUUUAGCACAAGACAGAAAAAAGCUGAUGGAACUGCUGACCUAUCCAGCAGUCGAAGAGGCAAUAAAAAAUAGGGUAGAGGUGAAAACUAGAACAUACGGUCAAGAGGUUACAAGCAGCAUUGAGGGGGAUAAAAGUGAUCCUGUAUACAAGAUAAACCCUAGCCUAGUUGCUGAUCUUUAUAGGGACUGGAUCAUGCCAUUGACAAAGGAUGUUCAGGUUCAAUACCUAUUGAGAAGACUUGAUUAAGUAAAAAAACAAUGGCCUGAUAAAAAUCUGUUGCCACGUUGUGCCAUUCUGGAAUCUGGAUAGCCAAUUUGAUGCAGAUAUGUUAUUAUGUGUUUAAUGCACGACAAUAGUUUCCCACACCUAAAUGUGUAACAUGCAUGCCCCUUAUCGUAUGAUAAGCUGGUCAUGUACAACUUUUGAGGUACAUUAAGGGUCCG